Molecule: messenger RNA, 2999 nt
Organism: Melanaphis sacchari
Lineage: Eukaryota; Metazoa; Arthropoda; Insecta; Hemiptera; Aphididae
Exons: 17
Coding region: 79-2928 (949 amino acids)
Biological process (GO): carbohydrate metabolic process
Cellular component (GO): plasma membrane
Molecular function (GO): hydrolase activity, hydrolyzing O-glycosyl compounds
Source: RefSeq, a predicted model, not a curated record
AACACGAUUUUAGCGGCCAUACACUGUCAAAAUACUUUUAUAAUAUUAUCACCUUGAUAUUGACAUUAUUUAGAUAUUAUGACAUUCUAUUAUUUCUCGUUAAUACUAUUCAGUUUCAGUUUACAUGCGACAACAGAGUUAUUUUUAUCAGUUUUAGCUGCGCAAAAGUCAAAUCAUAAAUUCUUAGGAUGUUUUUUGGAAGAAAAUCUAUCGACUUUUGGAGAAGAGAGCCGUGUUUUAACACCAAUAUCGCCUCAGGCUUGUUCCAAGUUUUGCUCUGGGAAAAAAUAUUUAUUUUUUAUUCUUAAAAAUGAGAAUUGUUAUUGCAGCAAAAAUUAUAUAUCAAAACUAAUGAAACAGUUUGACUAUGAGUGUACGAUUAAAUGCACAGGAGAUGAUUCGGCUUCGUGCGGAGGGAAACCAAAUUUAGUGUCUUCAUAUAUAACAGAUAGUUCAAUUUCAAGCAACUUUAUCGAACAUGGUAGUUUUCCAAUACCAAUUUAUUUAGGAUGCUACUCUGAAAGUCCAAAUGAUGAAGAAAAUCGUAUAUUAAAAGGGCCAGCUGGACCUUAUAAUAACAAUACACCUCAAAAGUGCUUAGAAAUAUGUUUCAGGAUGGGCUACUUAUAUUUUGGAAACACAUAUGGAUCUGAGUGUUGGUGUGGAAAUCAAAAACCAUCAAAAUCCUCGAAAAUAGAAGACAUUAACUGUGAUUCUCCUUGUAGUGGAGAUAAAAAUCAAUUCUGUGGUGGUGGAUGGAAAAUGGGAAUUUAUUCAACUGGAAUUACUGACUAUGCAGCAAAACAUUAUGUUGGGUGCUACGAUGCUUAUGAUGACGAUGAGAACAAAACCAAAGAAAAGCGUUUAAUAUUUCAGAUGGGAACAAAUAAUAGCCCUAAACGGUGUAUGAAUCUUUGUAAUACUCAACGAUUUAAAUAUGCUGCCGUUAAGGGUAAUACCUGUGAAUGUAUAAAUUCUGGACCAGAUUUUCGUUUAAAAAGAAGUAAUAGUGAUUGUCAUACUGUGUGCACAGAAAAUCCAACAGAAAAUUGUGGUGGUAGAAAUGCAUUCAGUAUUUACAAAACAAUAUUUUCAGAUCCUCCGGGAAAACCGAAUGUGAACCAUAUUGGAUGCUUCAAAAAUUUUAAAAGACAUCCAAUAUUAAAUGGUUGGGGAAUAAUGUCUUUUAACCUAACUCCUCAUAGUUGUGUGCACAGUUGUUAUGCGAGAAGGUUUCCGUAUGCAGCGCUCAUAUCUUCAAAAGAAUGUGUAUGCAGUUUUAUCAAACCUUCGGAAGAAGGUAUGACUGAAGAUAGUAUGUGUAACAAUCGUUGUUCUGGUUCAUCUCAACAUACAUGUGGUGGUUAUAAUACGAUAAACGUAUACAAUACUGGAUUAGAAUGGCGAACGAGUACGGUUGGAAAUUAUUAUUUAGGUUGUUUUGAGGAAAGUCAAAACAACAGAAUAUUACAUGGUUACUCGAAAUCUUUUUCUGUGAAUACCCCAGAAUUUUGUUCAAACCUUUGUUACAAAUUUGGGUAUAUGUAUUCGGGCGUAACAUACAAAUCUGAAUGUUUUUGUGGAAGCCAAUCUCCAAACGAACCUAAGUUUCCUAAAUUAGAUGACAAACAAUGCAACACUAAGUGUUCAGGUGAUGCCAAUCAAUUUUGUGGUGGUGGCUGGAGAAUGGGCGUUUUUGCUACUGGAUUAUAUGAUUUCCCAAUUGAAGAUCGAUAUAUUGGUUGUUUUGUACUAGAAGAAAUUUCAUUAACUUACACAAAAUUUGAACUUAUCAACACUAAUGUGCCUGGUAAAUGUGCAGCAAUUUGUCAUAACGCUGGAUAUAAAUUUUCAGGAGUUAUGGGUAUCAAUUGUUUCUGUAAUGACCAUGCACCAGAAAAUAAUCAAAAAGGAGAUGAUACUAAUUGUGAUACAACUUGUGUUGGUGAUUCAAGUAAAACGUGUGGUGGUGAAGAUAGAAUACAAGUAUACGAUCUCAUAAAACAGAUAAAUGAAACUCCAACUGCAACUCCUGAAACAAUACACUUUGAUGACUCUUUUGAGUAUCUAAACUUAAAUUCAGCUUGGAGUCGUGAUGUUUAUAUUCCACAAGAGCCAGAUUUUGAAUUCGUUGUUUACAAUAGUUCUGAACAGAACUCAUUCGUAAAAAAUGGAGAGCUAGUAAUAAGACCUACAAUUCAAUCCGAUAGUUUUAUCAAGAGUGGUCACUUAUCAUUAGACGGUUGUACAAAAAAUGUAACGCCUGAUAGUUGUAUGAUGAAUGCUAUAUCAUUUAGUAUAAUACCUCCUGUAGUUUCAGCGAGACUCACCACAAAGAAUAAUUUUUUAUUUCAUUUCGGGCAAGUAGAAGUUAUUGCUAAAUUACCAAUAGGAGAUUGGAUAGUUUCAGAAAUAGCUUUGGUCAGUAAAUCAAAUGAAUUAAAUAGAUUGGUAUUAGCCAAAUCAGUUGGAAACACCAAUUUAAAGUGUAACGGAAGCGAUGAAAGUGCAUCUAUCUUAAAUUAUGGAUUGGAAAUUGAUGAACUAUAUCAUGUCCAAUCAAAAAUGAUGAAAUUAAGAUCGGCAAAUACUUGGCACAAUGACUAUCAUACAUUCAAACUGUCUUGGUCUUCCGAAAAUAUGGUGUUUGAGAUAGAUGGCGAAAGUAGUCAUGUAGAUACGACGGAUUUACCAAUCAGCUACGUAUUUGAAUCCGAAUAUUUCUUUUCUGUUGGCGUGUCAGUUGGUGGUAUGAAUGAUUUUCCUGACGGAUGUCUGAGUAAUGGCCAUUUAAAACCGUGGACAAACUUUCAUAAUAAGGCUAUGUUAAAUUUCUGGAAGGACAGAAAUCACUGGUCACCAACAUGGAAUGAAAACGAAUCUGCAUUACGAGUUAAAAAAGUAAAGAUUACAUUGUUAGAGAGUUAAUAUCAAUUAAUUUUAAAUAAAUCAUGUAAUGGAAAAUUAACAACAUUUUAUUGUUUACAUAAAAAAUAAAA